Molecule: messenger RNA, 1788 nt
Organism: Trichoderma gamsii
Lineage: Eukaryota; Fungi; Ascomycota; Sordariomycetes; Hypocreales; Hypocreaceae
Exons: 1
Coding region: 1-1788 (595 amino acids)
Molecular function (GO): protein binding
Source: RefSeq, a predicted model, not a curated record
AUGGGGGGGAAUUCAUCUUCCAAGUAUAAACGCCAGCCUUCCUUAUCAGCCGAAGAGGAAGCUGAGCUGAAACUGCGUCAAAGAGCUGAGUUUCUGCAGGAUCUGUUCCCAAUCGAAAGCAUAGAUGAUGCUGAUCUCUCGCCAUCACCUUCCCAGCGGCAUGUGAUAACCUCUGAGUCUGAUGGCAAACAGACCUCUUCUUCUUUUCCGGCUCUACUACCCCCGGAAAUUAUCGAAGAUAUCCUGAGCAAUUUAGAUAAUCGCGCAAUUAAAAGUCUGCGCCUCACAUGUCGGUGGUUCAGCGCUAUUGCAGCACUGCGCAUCAACAGAGUCUUCCUCUCGGCAAAUCCGCUUAAUAUUCAAGUCUUUCGCGCCAUUGCCGACCAUGAUGUAUUUCGCCAUAGGAUCGUCGAGAUAAUAUAUGACGAUGCACGUCUAUGGCGCGACGCUACCGACGCCCCCGAGGCGCGAGCGCCCAGCGACCCCAGCUAUGGUACAUAUUACAGAGACUAUCCAUCCGACAUGGAGUGGUUUGAGAGUGAGCGCGAUGAAAAUAUUAAAGAACUCAGACGACGCCAAAACGAUGAUGAUCCAAGGCGGCCCGAGCAUGUUGGAAUGGCCCGGCGCGUGCAUGCUGAAUUAUCUUUGAAGGAAUCGUGGGCAUACUAUCAAGACUUACUACGCCAGCAAGAAGAGGUCAUAGCCAGUGGAGCUGAUGCAGACGCGCUUCGAUAUGGGCUGCAGAGAUUUCCUUCGCUUCGAAAGGUCACUGUCACCCCUGCUACUCACGGUUGGCUGUUCAUGCCCCUUUAUGAAACCCCCAUGAUUCGGGCUUUCCCGUGCGGAUUCAACUGCCCUAUUCCGCGUGCCUGGCCAUAUGCGAUUGACGCGUUUGAAGAUAUUUACUACAAUCUACGAGCUGCGCCAUGGGAGAAUGAAAAGACAAGAUGGCGCGGGUUUAAUCUGGUCACAAAGGUUCUGGCUGAGGGACGGCACAACGUCUUGGAAUAUGGAAUCGAUGGCCACUACUUGGGGACAGGGCUCAACUGCCGGAUAUUUGACGAUCGAUGCGAGGAGUACGAAGAUUUCGUAUCAGUCCUUCGUCUUCCCGGCUUUAAGAAGCUGCAAUUCUCGCUUUUUGUUGAAGGGCAAGAAGGGAUGGGAUGGUGGGCUCUUCGCAAUGGUCUGCUACGAAAAGCCCUGGCAGAAGCUACACAGUUGGAGCAUGUGAGCAUAGCUACAAAUUUGAACUGGUUUUCAAUGGAAAGGGAGGAAGCGCCGGGUUUGAGAAGGUUUCUGCCUAUUGAAUGCUGGCCUAGACUGCAACAUUUUGAGCUGUGGCACGUUGAUGUUAGUCAGGCCGAGUUGCUAUCAGUCAUUUCAAGACUGCCAGACGAACUCCUCUCCAUCCAGCUGAAUUUUCUGUAUAUCCAUCCCGGCCACUACAGCGACCUACUCGAUCAGAUGCGCGACAAAUUGCAUUGGUGUGAGAAGCGCCCUCAGACAAGAGUGAUCAUCGGCGUACCCAUCGACAUUCGCAUUCAUGGGCGCGCAAUUUGGCUUGAGAAGGAGAUUGACGACUUCUUCAAGCGUGGUGGUAUAAACCCUUUUGAGCAAAAAGAAGGCUACCAUGAUUUGCCUCUGCCUCGCUUUGGGAUGGGGGUUGUACGUGAUGCGUUUGACCCGGACUAUGUAAGGCCUUGGGUGGAUGAGGAAACAUAUCAAAAAUUGGGAUACCAUAGAGAGGGAUACCAUAUAGAGCGAUAUCGUUGGGUGUAUCAUUCUUGA